AUGGAAACACCACUUGAUUUUGUCAAGAAGAAGCGAAAGCAAGAUGGAAGCACCGCUGUGAAAUCAUCUGAAAGUUUGUCUCCUACUGUUGUUGGCGGUGAACCUAGAAGCACUGCAAAGAAAAUGAAGAGUAAAUUGCAUAUCGUGGAGGGAGAGACGCAGAAUCAAGCAUGGCAGGAAGAUAAGGAGCCAAAAGCCGAUGAUCCGAGUAAGAAGAGUUAUGCUGUUGAAGUUGAGCAAGUUCCAAGCAGAGAGAAUUGCAAGAAGUCCAGAAAGAAGAAAAAGAAGGACGAUAGCUUGCCACAUCAGAAUCCCGAGGCCCAGUCGUCAGAACCUGAUGGUGAAGAUUUCUUUGUAUCUUCUCCGCUUAAGAAAAAGUCUUCUGCAAAGGACUCAGAGACAAAGAUCCCAGAUGUAGUCAUUGAAACACCACUAGAUGUUGCUGAGAAGAAGCAAAAGCAAGAUGGAAGCACUGCCAUGAAAUCAUCUGAAAGGUUGUCUCCUUCUGUUGUUGAGGGUGAACCUGGAAGACUGAAUUGGAGACUUAACAAUGUGUUACCUAUUUUACUUUUUUUAUGA
Messenger RNA from Syzygium oleosum, 579 nucleotides. RefSeq lists its product as uncharacterized. The record is from RefSeq and is a predicted model, not a curated record. Bases 1 to 579 code for a protein of 192 amino acids. Lineage: Eukaryota; Viridiplantae; Streptophyta; Magnoliopsida; Myrtales; Myrtaceae. The transcript is spliced from 3 exons.